UUUUCCAUGUAGUAGAUACCAGUCAGUUCAACAGGGGUAUGGGGCUGCAUCCAGCUGAGGACCAAAAAAAAGUCACGGCGUUUAGGUCAGGUGUUUUGAUAUAGAUAGAUGGGUCUCAGUUUGUUUUUCUUUUUUAGUCUCACUUUUUUCUCUUCUGCUUGCUCACGAGCCACGGCAAACAACAGGGAGGUCAGGUUUCUUAGUUCAUGGAAGGCUUCAGAUGGCUCCAGCUCUCUGCUCCAACAGAAGAGCCUUGUUUUUUCUCACUUUCAGACUUUACACGCGUCAAGUUCACGGCUGGAAGGAAAGAGGAUACAAAUUGCAACUUGGGCGGCAAACAAUGAUGUUGCAUUCUCUCGCAUUCCGAGAGAGGAGGGCAUCAAACACACGAGACCCUUGCAUAGAUAUAUAACAGACAGCUCGCCUCGCUUGCGUAUGCUGGUACAGAAUUCGGUGCUGCUUGGGUGCUUUCCUUUUUCUUUUGUUCUGCUUUGUUUCUCGAGCAAGAAGGGCUUGUUUGUGUGUUUGUUUUGCUUGUCUGCUCGUAGCUAGCUGCAUAAUUAGAAGAUGAAAAACACGAUAGGUACAUAAUCCCAGGUCCAGAAAUGCUUGCGUAACACGAGUGAUCUCCAUCCGAGAACAUGGUUGCCUGCAGACGGGUAGUUGCCUAUUCGUACAACCAGCAAACAACAACAACGCUAGCACUAUCGCCAUCACCAACGAACACUGGGAUCAUCGCGGUCAUGG
This is a messenger RNA of Aplosporella prunicola CBS 121167, 747 nucleotides long. RefSeq lists its product as uncharacterized. The record is from RefSeq and is a predicted model, not a curated record. The transcript has a single exon. Lineage: Eukaryota; Fungi; Ascomycota; Dothideomycetes; Botryosphaeriales; Aplosporellaceae. Bases 109 to 552 code for a protein of 147 amino acids.